AUGCGCACACCACUUCCAACUGCGAUUCCUCUUCCCGCACCAACGGCCACGCACGGCUCUCCCUGUGCCAAUGGCGUCGUCGUGCGUGAGCCCGAAGAGAACCCCGGCUUGGUUGAGGACUGCGAGACCCUGCUGGAUGUGAGGGGAAUCCUGUCGGACCGGGGGUUGGGUUGGAGAACGACUAUUUCCAUCCGGAACUGGGACGGCGUCGGCAUCGGAAGAACGUCCAACCGGGUUGAGACGCUGGACCUGACAAUCACGGGGUUGAAUAGUCGGAUUCCUCCCGAAUUGGUCCGACUCUCGAGUCUCAGGGAGCUGAGGCUGGACGGGGACGACUGGUCCGGCGGGAUACCACCGGAACUGGGCCAAUUUGAAGGUUUGCAAGGGAUACAUAUAUUUGGCAAAGGGUUGAGGGGCGAGAUUCCGCCGGAGUUGGGUCAGCUGACGAGUUUGAGAGAACUGUGGCUCUGGGCAGAAAAUCUUGAGGGGGAGAUACCGGAGGAACUGGCACAGCUAAGGAACCUGGAGACAUUGAGUCUGGCCGAAAGCGGGCUGAAGGGAGAAAUUCCUCCCAGCCUGGGACAACUUGCCAAUCUGCAGCGGUUGCUGCUCAUCGACAAUGAGUUGACCGGCGGCAUCCCCGCACAAAUCGGGGCGCUGUUCAAUUUGCGUAUAUUGGACUUGACCAAGAACCAGCUUACGGGCCCGAUUCCGCCGGAGUUGGGACGGCUGGAAUCGUUGGAGGAGUUGCGGCUCUCGAACAACCGGCUGACCGGGGAGAUACCACGGGAACUCUCGGACCUGGCGGACUUGCGAAAGCUGGAGAUCGCGGACAAUCAGCUGACCGGUGGCAUACCCAGAGCGAUUGGCCAAAUGGGAAGCCUGGAGUCCUUGAUGCUUGGAGGCAAUCUAUUGGAGGGAGAGAUUCCCAUUGAAUUGGCCAACCUGACCGGUCUGGCUCAUCUGAGCCUAAGCAGUAACCGGCUGACGGGCAACAUUCCCCCGGAGCUGGCCCUGCUACCGGAAUUGGUGAGCCUGGGGCUCAAUGACAAUCUGCUCACGGGCGUGAUACUGCCGGCUCUGGGAAAUUCUGAGAGGCUGCAAUGGCUGCGUCUCUCGAACAACCGGCUUUCCGGAGGGAUACCACCGGAACUGGGCGAUGCGACGAGAAUGGAGAAUCUUGUCCUUUCGAACAAUCCGCUGAGUGGUGAGAUACCGGCGGAGCUUGGGCAGCUCUCCGAGUUGCGGCGGCUGGAGCUGACGGCCACAGGACUGGAGGGUGGAAUACCGGCGGAGCUUGGGCGACUGCUGAACCUGGAACACGUGAAUCUUUCCGAUAACUACCUAGACGGGCCACUUCCACCGGAACUUGGCGUUCUCAGAAACCUGGAGGUGCUUUCGGCCCGCAACAACCUGCUCACCGGUGAGGUACCGGCGGAGCUGGGCAAUCUGGACCGCCUGCAGCAGCUUGAUAUUGCCGGAAACAACUUCGACGGUUGCAUUCCGAGGCGGUUGCGGCACGUGAGGACCGACAGCGACCUGCUGUACUGUCCUGAUCGUUAG
Geodia barretti is the source of this 1563-nucleotide messenger RNA. NCBI's taxonomy places the organism in Eukaryota, Metazoa, Porifera, Demospongiae, Tetractinellida, Geodiidae. The record is from the annotation of a GenBank genome assembly.